AUUUAAAAUCAUAAUGACGGAGCUGUCACGAGAAAUUGGAGAAAUCUGGUCAAGGUUGUUCGACCAUCGUCCAUUUCUGAAUGGGGAAAUAAAGUUUAUGUUAAAGGAGUUUGAGGAAAAGCGUGGAGAUAGGGAAGUUGAAAAUCUCUUUUCUAUACUUGAAAAGUUGACAGACAUUAAAGACAGUCAAGCAGAUAAAAUUAGAAAGAGUGGCGAAACUGGUCUUCCUAUACUUAAAGAGAAACUUGAACAAGCAUUGCAGCUUAGUGACGAAGUAGAAAAGGACUAUCAGGAGAAACAUAAGGUUAUUGAAGUAAAACGCCAACAACUUCGAGAAAAGAGACAAAAAGAAUGGGAUCAAUUUAUUGAUGAUAUGAACUUUAAAUGCCAAAGAAUUGAUAAUACAUUUGAAGAGAAAGAAGAAGAAUUAAGAGAUUUAUAUGCUGAUCUAAAUCACAAACUGAACAUUACUGACAAAUAAACCAUGGAUUUAAAAGGCUCCCUUGUUGAUACCAACCUCAGAAUCUUCCCAUCAAAUAGUUUAUUAGACUAUAUUAAGAAACUACCUAUUAAUAAUGAUGUACCUCUAAAUAUUGCAAGACUGGUGAAGGGAAAAUCUUAUGAAGCCAAACGUAAACAUGACCUAGACGAAGAAGCGAAAAUACCUGUGCAUUUCAACAGCACAGACAUAGAAAAUUUAAAUAAAAUAAAGGCUAUAACUAAGAUAGAUGAUAACACUGAAGAGGUUGUUGAAAAAGAAGAAACUGAAGUAAAACCGGAAGAAGAAACAGUAACUGUAGAGAAAACAGAAGAUAAACCAACAACUCCAGAGAAAUCUGAAGCAAAACCAGUAACUCCAGAAAAAACUGAAGACACAAGUACUGAAGAAGGUUCUCCAAGUAAAGAUGAUUCUAAAGAGCAGUCUCUUGAAGAAAUGAAAAUUGAGGAAGAUGAAGAAGAAGACUUAUACCUCACUACUUCUGAUAUAGACUGGCUUUAUAUCUAUCUACAAAACCAAAGAAAGAAAGGAACAGAAAAUGUUCCAUACUUAAAUACCCUGUUAGAGGGUUCAGACGUAAGAAUACCGAAAAACCAACGCAUUAAGCGAAAUCCCGUUCUCGAAGCCAGAUGUGUAAAACUCAGAGCGCAACAGGAAGCAAGGGAAUAUAGAAAGAUGACGAAAUCUGUUGACAAUGUUAGACUGAGGUUUCCAGAAGACAGCAUUUCAUACCAGAUGAAACAACUGAAUCGUCAGUUGAUUGCUAUUGGACAGUUCCUCAUUUCAAUUUUCGCUGGAUUUCUUUUCGGAUUCAGAGGUGUUGAAUGGAUGGUCGGCAAUCUCGAUUUCGGGUUUAGGCUAUUACUUGGCGUGAUGUGCGCCUUAGUAAUCGCCCUUGCAGAAAUAUAUUUCCUAGCCAAGAAGUUGAAUGAAGAAUUGAAUAUUCCUGAGACAGUACAAUUAGGUGGUCCUCCUAAGUUUGCUGAUGGGAGGCAUAAUAAUUAUGAGUAUGAACCGAGGGUCUCAAAAAAAGCAAUUGAUAAGGAACAUCAAGAUUAAUUUGUUAUUAUUUUUAAGUACAAUGUUUGUCAUUGAGUACAUUAGUUUAAAUUAUGGGAAUAGAUGUUAUGAACUUUUUAUUUAUUGUUGAACUGCCCUUUUUACUCUACAUUGAUUGUUAAAUGAAAACAAUUAUAUGUUAUAUAUUUAGUAUGCUCAAUGAUUUAUCAUGUUUGUGUAUGGAAUGACGCAGCAUUAUCGCUUUUUUUCUGUAAAUAUUGUACUCCCAUAUUUCAUAUACAUUGUUAUAACAUUAUAA
Messenger RNA from Trichoplusia ni (cabbage looper), 1817 nucleotides. RefSeq lists its product as uncharacterized. Gene Ontology annotation, cellular component: endomembrane system. The record is from RefSeq and is a predicted model, not a curated record. Gene Ontology annotation, biological process: vacuolar proton-transporting V-type ATPase complex assembly. The transcript is spliced from 5 exons. The coding region runs from base 485 to 1558 and encodes 357 amino acids. Lineage: Eukaryota; Metazoa; Arthropoda; Insecta; Lepidoptera; Noctuidae.